AUGGCGCUGCCCGCGGGCGGCGCGCCGCCACUCCUGGAGCAGUUGCAGUGGCUGCGGAGCUGCCGGUGCUGGACCGACGCCUUCGGCGCGCGCGUCGACGCCGAGGCCCUCGGCCAGAGGGUCGGCCCGCCCAACGGCGCGGAGGUGCUCACACUCGCCUGCGAUUGGGAGCCGCUCUGGAAGCGGGCCCGCUCCAGCCGCCUCUGCGGCGGCGAGCACGGGCACCCAGCGGCACUGCCGCAGCCAGGGCACCCGGCGGCAGUGCCGCAGCCCAGCCAGCCGGCGGCGCGGCAGGCGGCGGGUCACCCAGCGGCGUGGCAGCAGGCUUCAGGUUCCCCCCCCGCGGCGUGGCAGCAUGCUGCAGGUCACCCACCGGCACCGCACCCGGGGCACCCGGCGCCGCAGUCGACGGGGGCCCCGCCGCCGCUCGCGCCGGUGGCCCCGGCGGGCGCCCUGGAGCAGCUCGCGUACGGCGGGGCGUCGGAGGCGCUGGUGCAGGAGCUGCGCGCAUGGCGCAGCGGGCGCGCCUCCGCCUCACGCAAGAGGUUCCCCGAGCUCACCAACAAGACCCUGGAGAGCAUCGCCUCCGCCGUGCCGACCACGGACGCCGAGCUGCUGGCCGUGCCCGGCAUCGCCCGCAAGAAGGCCGACGAGCUCGGCCCCGAGAUCCUCGAGAUCUGCCGCCGACACGCCCUGGGGGGCGGCCAGCGGCCGCCCGCGACGCCGCAGGUGGUGCCGGCGUCGCCGUGGAUGGAGCGCCCCGCGAAGCGCGCGCGGCAGGGCGCGCCGCCGCCCCGCGGCGGGGUCGCCGCGUGUGCCGCGGCGGGCGCCCCCGCGGCGGGCGCCCCCGCGGCGGCACCCUCGGCGCGUGUCGAGGCGGGCAUGCUGACGGGCGAGCAGCGCGCAGCGGCCGAGCGGGCGCUGCGCGGGGAGAACCUGUUCAUCACGGGCGCUGCGGGCACCGGGAAGAGCUUCUUGCUGAGGUACGUGGUCCAGGAGCUCGAGGCGAAGAUGGGCGGCCCAGGCCGGCUGGCCGUCACGGCCCCCACGGGCCUCGCCGCCAUCAACGUCGGCGGGGUCACGGUCCACUCCUUUGCCGGCAUCGGAAUAAUGCAGCAGGAUGGCGUCGGGAACAUGCACAGGUACAUGGCCGCGAGGAUAGGCAACAGCAAGGUCUCGUCGCAGCGCUGGAGGGACACGGAUGUGCUGGUUAUCGACGAGAUCUCCAUGCUCGCGCCCGCCUUCUUCGACCAGCUGGAGGCCGUCGCCCGCCAGGUGCGCCGGCGGAGGGACCCGCCGGCCCCCUCGGCGGCAUGCAGCUGGUGCUCUGCGGGGACUUCCUGCAGCUCCCGCCGGUGGAGGAGGACGCGACCCCGCCCGGCGGCUGGUCCUUCUGCUUCCAGACGCCAGCCUGGGGCCGCUGCAACCUCGCCAAGGGCACGGUGAUCUUGCGGGAGCCCGUGCGCCAGGCUGGCGACCCCGCAUUCGUGAAGGCCCUCAACGCCGUGCGCGCCGGGAGGUGCCCGGACGACUUGCUGCAGCAGUUGCGCAGGCACACGGUUGGUUGCAAGCCGCCGCCCUCGGGCGACGUGACUCCGACGAAGCUGUACAGCGCCAACCGCGACGUCGACUCCGAGAACGCGGCGCGCCUCCGCGAGAUCCGCGAGGAGGAGGUUGUCUACCCUGGCUACGAUACCUUCAGCACGACGCGAGCGGGGACGGAGGGCGCAGUCCCCAAGCGUGAGCAGGUGAAGUUGACAGAGAUGUUGAACAAGAAGGUGCCUUCCGAGCUCCGGCUCAAGCGGAGGGCUCAGGUGAUCUUGCUGAGGAAGCAGCAGGGCGAGCCUUCCCUGGUCAACGGCAGCCGGGGCGUGGUGGUCGACCUGCACGACAACGCCGCCACGGUCGCCUUCGACAACGGCAAGACUUAUCUGGCGACGGGACACCGGCUUCGUCCAGAAGGGCGUGAGCUACAGCCUGCGGCGGAACCAGUUGCCCCUCCGCCUCGGCUGGGCGCUGACCAUCCACAAGGCCCAGGGCAUGACCCUCACCAGGGCGGAGGUGCAGCUGGGGGAGACCUUCUGCCACGGGCAGGCCUACGUGGCCCUGUCCAGGCCGGCGCGGGCUGCGGCCCAGGGGCCCAAGUCCAGGGCCCGUUUCGAUCCGAUCGACUUGAGCUUUAUUGUGAAGGCCUUGCGGCCGGUGCCGCCGACCCAG
Prorocentrum cordatum is the source of this 2217-nucleotide messenger RNA. Lineage: Eukaryota; Dinophyceae; Prorocentrales; Prorocentraceae. The record is from the annotation of a GenBank genome assembly.